Thalassophryne amazonica is the source of this 2787-nucleotide messenger RNA. It is a transcript of the gene sh2b3, whose product is annotated as SH2B adaptor protein 3. Gene Ontology annotation, molecular function: transmembrane receptor protein tyrosine kinase adaptor activity. The transcript is spliced from 8 exons. Lineage: Eukaryota; Metazoa; Chordata; Actinopteri; Batrachoidiformes; Batrachoididae. The record is from RefSeq and is a predicted model, not a curated record. Gene Ontology annotation, biological process: intracellular signal transduction. Bases 297 to 2549 code for a protein of 750 amino acids. Gene Ontology annotation, cellular component: plasma membrane.
CGCCACUUUUUUUUCCGCGUCAAGUUUCCUGCCUGAAAGUUUUUUUUUUCUUUUUUUUAACUUCUUCUUCGUCUUCUUUUUUUGUGCUGAGGAGCACUUGCGUGUCUUCGCGAUGAGGCAGAUAGCGACGGGGUUUUCGCCGUAAGCGCUUUGUUGCCCAGCGUGCCGACGGUCCUUUGAGCUACGUUAGAUGGUUUCCGUUAUGCGAAGUCCAACUGGUUGGUUCGUCGUCGUGCCGCGGUGGAUGUCCAUCAGAGAUAACGGACAACUGAUUCUCAGUCGGACUGGUUACUGCAAUGAAUGGUAACACUAUUCAUCCAGCCAACACCACUACAACAGCAGCAGGAGGCUUAGAUGUGGCAGUGCCUCCGAGAGGCUGGAGGGAGUUCUGCGAGCUCCAUGCUAUUGCUACAGCCCGUGAAUUGGCUGGACACUAUCGGAACUUUGCAAGACACUGCCCUCUACAUGAUGUACUGCCACCAGACACCUUUUCCAAGCAAUUCACUGACCUCUUCCAGCAGCAUUUCUGCUGUGAGGUUGACAAAGAUGGCACUCCACCCAACCAGGUCACAAGUUCUACCACUAAUGGUAGUUCUCCUUUCAUCGCUACAGUAGCCUCUCGCCUUCCACCUCCUCUUCCAGUGCAGGCUGUGAUCAGUCAAUUACGGAUUGCAGCAUUGUCUGGGGUGCAGGACUACCGUGAAGCAAGUCGACCAAGCGGUGGAGCUGGACUAUUUAAUGUGGUCUCCCCAAAGGUGGAGCCACUGGUAGUGAGUCAGGAUCCGGAACAACCACUGAGAUGUUCUUUAGGAAACUCCAUAUCAGGAAAUCCAGUGGUGCUGCGGGGAUCAACUCGUAGUGUUGGCAGCGGGUCAUUACUGAGCCAUAGCAAUGAGGAGAUCUCCGGAAGUGAGCGUCUCCAGGUAUCUGAACAACACUCAUCUGACUCUACAAACUCCAACCAUGGCCAACCUGAAGUGACGCACUUCUCCGUCUGUCAAAUCCGCCGGAGUGUAAGACGGCUUUUAAUGAAACGGCCAGUUCCGAACCGCCCUUCAUCUCAGGAUCUGUCUUCCAGUAAUUCCAGUGCCACCACUAGUGGAAACAAUCUAAGCAAUGUUGGUAGAGUGGGUGGAACUUCCUCUACAGCCAAGGAAGUGUCAUCCUCAACCAUUCCCUCUCCCCCUUCCUCUUGUUUGAACUCUGAAGCCACACCCCCAUCUCCUCAUAAAUCUGUUGUAGGAACAGCUUCUCACUUCCUGGAUCGUUUCCGUUGGUUUCGCAGUGGAAGCAUGAGGCAGAGGAAGUCAGAGGUGAGCAGCUGCUGUAAAGAGGGCCAACUGAGGUACUUGCCAGUGGAUGACACUAUCUCAGAUGCUCAGCCCCACUGGCAACGCUGCCGCCUGCUGGUCAGGAGGAUCAGGGAUGCACAAGGAGGAAGAGAUGCAGUAGGAGCAGCAGAAGGGUACCAGCUGGAACUCUAUGAUCCUCCAAAGGCAUCCAGCCCCAAACUGACAGCUCUCUGCUCAGAUAUCCAAGAGGUCCGUCGUUGCAACCGACUAGAGAUGCCUGACAACUUAAACACUUUUGUUUUAAAGGUUAAUCACCAUCCAGGUAGUCUUAUAUUUGAGACGGACAGUGACCAGCAGGUCAGCUCCUGGACUACGGAACUAAAAGAAUGCAUCAGCAACAGGUCAGUCAGUGUGGAUGUGGAGCACCCGCCUUCACCAGCUGACAGCUCUGUUCCAGCCAAUCACAGAGGGAGCUCAAACACAGCAACCCACAGUCCUGUUACCUUUGCCCUCCCAGAGCAGGCAUAUCAGAAGAGCGAUCACCUCUUAUUCUCCUACCCAUGGUUCCACGGGCCCAUCUCCCGUGUCAAAGCAGCCCAUUUGGUUCAGAGCUCCGGUCUGGAGGGGCACGGCGUGUUUCUGGUCCGGCAGAGUGAGACACGCAGGGGAGACUACGUUCUCACCUUUAACUAUCAGGGGAAAGCAAAGCACUUGCGCCUCUCACUGACAGAGUGGGGUCAGUGCAGGGUGCAGCAUCUGCGCUUCUCCUCCGUGAUGGACAUGCUCAGUCACUUCCGCCUCUUCCCCAUCCCCCUGGAGUGUGGCCCCGCCUGCGACGUCAAGCUGUCCAGCUUCGUGGUGGCAGGAUCGAGCCCUGCGUCACAGGGUCAGCUGUCUGGCGCCCUCCUGGCGCCAUUCUCUUUGCAUCGGUGGAGCUCUGAGCCCAGUUUGGCUCACUGCAGCCUGUCUUGCAGUUCCAGUCACCAGCCCGCCCCCUCAAACAGCAGCAGAAGCACAUCAAAUCCCAGCUCGGUUUCCCAGCCGGGGCCUCCUCUGUUACCCCGCACCAGCGUCCUCUCUGACCCGACCCCUUCAGCACCUGCUCCUCUGCGGCGGAGUGAAUCGGUGGGGAGGCGGCCUCUGCUUCGCCACAGCAACCCCCACACACCCAUCAUCCCACAGCGGGACUCAGACUAUGAACUGGAACCUGAACGGGGUCGUAAGCGGGCAAUAGAUAACCAGUACAUGCUUCUCUGACGCGGCAGGUCAUCCGCCUCCAUCAGCGCCAACACAGAUCAGAGUAGUCUUAAUGCCGUUACAGUGGGCUCAAGACGUUCAGCUCAGAUCUUUGAAGGCAUGACACACGUCAGACACUUGCAGCCUCCACUCUGAGUGUCCACAGUGAAUGUAUUUGUUUUGUUUUUUUUUAUAAAAGUGUCGACUCCAGCGACUGUUCUGCAGGAGCCACAUCAUGCUUCCAGCCACGGCCAAAAAA